Molecule: messenger RNA, 3190 nt
Organism: Equus caballus (horse)
Lineage: Eukaryota; Metazoa; Chordata; Mammalia; Perissodactyla; Equidae
Gene: ANKS3
Product: ankyrin repeat and sterile alpha motif domain containing 3
Cellular component (GO): cilium
Molecular function (GO): protein binding
Source: RefSeq, a predicted model, not a curated record
GUUCCCGGGGACCCUCCCCAGGGCUUGGGGACGAGGUUGGGAGGCUCCCGCCGGGGCUUUCACAGACCGCCUCCUUGUGGGCGUGACGGUCGACUCCCAACGUCAUUUUUAUUUAUUAGUUAAAAUAUUAUAUUCUUAAAAUAACAGAUAUUUGCCAUUUUACAAAAUGGACAGAACCGAAAGGUGGAGUGAAAAUUAAAGGGUCGCCUUCCCAGUGCCACUUCCAGGAGAUAAGUACUGGAAGCGAUAUGUCCAAGACAUUUUCUCCAAGUAUGCAAAUAGACGGAUGUAUGUAAUCGUUUUAUUCGUAACGAACACCCUGUCACUGCGGAGCGUUUGGCGUGUGGCAAGGUGACAAAGGAAAUGACAGGAGCUUUAUGGUUCCUUGGCGUCCGGGUUCUCCCUCCGUAGGCUCCUUGAGCGCUCUGCGGUGUGAGACGUGUGAGCGUCCGGUGGAAGGAGGGGACCGUGGGCCCCACCCCGGAGGAAGCGUUGGGAGGAGAAGAGGCACACGCAGAAGGCUGGAGGGGUGUAUUGACAGGAGCCCUGAAGGAUGCUCAGCUCAUUUGGAUUCUUAUCCAGCGAUGUCGGAGCUCAGUGAUGAAGCCAGUGAGCCGGAACUCCUGAACCGCAGCUUGUCCAUGUGGCACGGGCUGGGUGCGCAGGUCAGCCGGGAGGAGCUGGCUGUCCCCUUGGAUCUUCACACCGCUGCUUCCAUCGGCCAGUAUGAAGUGGUGAAGGAAUGUGUGCAGCGGUAAGGGAUCCUGGGAAGUGUUCCUUGUCCUCCAUUGAGUACCAGCUCAGUGGCUCCAGACGCCAUGGAGAAAGAUCGAGAGAGUUAGAUUUGAAUAAGAAGAACGGUGGUGGCUGGACCCCGCUGAUGUAUGCCUCCUACAUUGGACACGAUACCAUCGUGCACCUGCUGCUCGAGGCGGGGGUGAGUGUGAAUGUGCCGACCCCGGAAGGGCAGACUCCACUGAUGCUGGCUUCCAGCUGUGGCAACGAGAGCAUCGCCUACUUUCUCCUCCAGCAAGGUGCUGAGCUAGAAAUGAAGGACAUUCAGGGCUGGACUGCCCUCUUCCACUGCACCAGCGCUGGGCACCAACAGAUGGUCAAGUUCCUCUUGGACAGUGGAGCGAAUGCCAACGUGAGGGAGCCAAUAUAUGGAUUUACUCCUUUGAUGGAAGCAGCAGCCGCUGGCCAUGAGAUAAUCGUGCAGUAUUUUCUGAAUCAUGGAGUCCAGGUGGAUACGAGAGACCACAGUGGAGCCACAGCCCGGAUGCUGGCCAAGCAGUAUGGACACAUGAAGAUUGUGGGGUUGAUAGACGCUCACUCGCCUUCUCUGCCCAAGAGUCUCUAUCGGAGCCCAGAAAAGUACGAAGAUCUCAGUUCUUCGGACGAAUCCUUCCCUGUUCCUCAGCGACAGAGGCCCUGUCGGAAGAAGGGCCUGAGCAUCCACGAGGGGCCGCGAGCCCUGGCCAGGAUCACAGCUGUCGGCCUGGGGGGCACGGCCCGGCGGCCUGGCUACGGUGAUGGAUUUGAUGCUCAAACCCUCCUGAGGACUGUUGGGUGGAACGCUUGGUGGGCUAGCAUCCUAGACUCCGAGUGCCCAGAUCUGCUGAGUUUAUCCUCUAACUGUCGACUCCCGAGUGUCGAGUGCAGUGCUCUUGGGCAGUGCGGGGGGCGACGGUCCUGGGAGCAGGUGCCUCCCCGGGGCUAUGUCACCUUCAACAGCAGUGAAGAGAACCCCCUGGAAGAGGGGGGCCUUUGCUACAGGGAUGUCACCUCCCCCAUCAACGACCGGGACGUGGAGAGCAGCAGCAGCAGCAGCCGGGAAGAGCACGCCUUCUGUGCCCACCUCGGGGCCGUGCGCAGCAGCAGCAGCAGCGAGGGUCUGGCGAGGGCCCCGGGAGUGAGCAGCGAGGCCUCUCUGGAGAGCAACGAGGACUCGGACCACGUGCGGAAAAGCUCGGUUCGCAAGCAAACUAAAAGCUACGUGAAGGCCAAGAAUCGGCACAGCAACAGUGACAGCCAGUGGCAUCCCAGCCCCGCGGCUGCCUGUUCCCCAGGAUCUGUGCCCCAGGCGGAGCAGCCCCCCUACUCAGGACCCCAGGACCUCGCCACGCUGCUGGAGCAGAUCGGGUGUCUGAAGUAUCUGCAGGUGUUCGAGGAGCAGGACGUGGACCUCCGCAUCUUUCUCACCCUCACCGAGAGCGACCUGAAGGAAAUCGGCAUCACGUUGUUUGGGCCCAAGAGGAAGAUGACCUCUGCCAUUGCCCGCUGGCACAGCAGUGCCCGCCCCCCUAGUGACGCCCUGGAGCUGGCCUAUGCUGACCGGCUUGAAGCCGAGAUGCAAGAGCUCGCCAUCCAGCUGCACAAACGCUGUGAGGAGGUGGAGGCCAUGCGGGGCCAGGUGUCGCAGGAGCAGGAGCUGCGGGCCGUGGUGGAGAGCUGCCUCCUGGAGCAGGACAGCACCCGCAAGGACGUCCACGCCCAGCUGCAGGAGACCUGGGCCCUCGCCCACAAUGCUGCCCUCGUACUGGACCAGCUGCGAGCCUGUCAAGCUGAACUGUCAGCCCGAGUGAGGCAGGAUGAGUCCCCCCGCAGGGCGACCCUGGGCCCAGCCCUCCCCACAGCGGACUCCAAAGGCUGGCAGGCUGCCCUGCAGGCCCUGAGCCUCCCUGAGCUGUCCGGAGCAUUGGAGGAUCGAGUCUGUGAGAUGGGGCGAGUGCUGUGCUCCGUGACCCAGAGCCUGGAGAAGCUACAAGUGCUGAACGGGAAAGAGAACUGGCGGGAGCCGUAGCCGCAGGGACGUCUUCCUUUCUCUCCUCAGAACCUGACGUCGGGUGAUUGAUCCACCCUGAACCUGUGCACCCGGAAGACAGAGGGCCUGAGCGGGCGGCUGCAGCAGCCCAGGCCCCAGCUGGGGCCCGAGAAGCAGGCCCGGGAGCAGCCAGCAGAGAGGCAGGUUGGGGCUGUAGUCGGCACCAGGCAGUGAGGCCCCACGGAGGCAGGCUGAGGGUCUCGUGCUCAGCACCUGGUGGUAAGGCCCAGAGCAGGCAUGGCCUUGAGAGAGAGCGUGUCCCCGACACCGCAGGUGCCACACUGAGGUUUGCCCUGAGGGGUGAGGACUGGGGCAUCUGGGCAGCUUAUGUCAUUUGCUGGAGAAUAAAAUUUGAGAUCAGCUGUU